AAAAAUUGGAAAACAUGCCCAAUCAACAAAAACGUAAGUAAACGUAGAAUUAGACAGUAAACAGAGAAAGACAACUUCAGUGAUUGAUUGAGCUGAGAAGCAGAACAGGAGCUAUACAGAAGCCAUGGCUCAACAGAGGGUAGUAUCUAUACACUCGGAUCCCAAGGAGAAGGUGGAGAUGCACGAAACAGAGGCCGUCUUCUAUGAGUAUGUGUUUGGUAGAGCCAGGGAGGACAAUGCACUUAAUUCUGAAGAGUGUAGCACCUUCGAGGAGGCCCAUCAGAUACAGACCACCAGUGUUGUACGUGAGACUGGGUCCUCACCAGCUGCCAUCGUGGGCAGGAGACUGGCAGAACUUGGAGACCAGAUCGAUGCUCAGUACCAGGAGGACAUGCAGGAGAUAGUUCAGCUGGCUGGAUCACCUGACUCAGCCUUUGCAAUGUUCCAUGAUGUUGUUAAGCACUUGUUUGAGUGGGACGAGCAAGGAGGAGCUCAAAUCAACCUCGGGAGAAUAGCCGCUCUACUGGGUUAUUGUUACAACCUGUGCAAGACCUUCAUAUCACAGAAUGUAGCAGCUGGCAGUCUUGUAUCAUUUAUUGCCAUGGUUGCAACGUGGCUCUUCAAGUUUCUCAUUAAAGCCAAAUUCUACGACUGGCUUGAGAAGCAAGGAGGUUGGAGUCAGCUGGUAGCUGCUGCUAUUCCCGAUCCCUUUGGUGGUGGAAAGAACGUGUUCCUAGUUAUCGGACUUGCCUCUUUAGCUUUAUGGGCAUUCUCCUAUUUUAGAGGAAACUAAAUGUCUGUAGGUCAUGUAUAUAAUUAUUAAUAAUUACGCUUUCUGCUGUAGGAUAUUUGAAAUCCUCACUUCCAAACAAGUUUGUUUUUACACUCAUUCUAUUAUUAUUAUUGUGAUCCAUUAUAUUAUUAUUUACAUGAAAGUGCUAUUGCUGUUGUGAACUUGCAA
Molecule: messenger RNA, 961 nt
Organism: Halichondria panicea
Lineage: Eukaryota; Metazoa; Porifera; Demospongiae; Suberitida; Halichondriidae
Product: bcl-2 homologous antagonist/killer-like
Exons: 4
Coding region: 125-793 (222 amino acids)
Biological process (GO): extrinsic apoptotic signaling pathway in absence of ligand; regulation of apoptotic process; intrinsic apoptotic signaling pathway in response to DNA damage
Cellular component (GO): mitochondrial outer membrane
Molecular function (GO): protein homodimerization activity; protein heterodimerization activity
Source: RefSeq, a predicted model, not a curated record